GGGAGAGAGAGAGGGCAAGAGAGAGUGAGAGAGACAGACAGAGACAAGAGACACAAAGCAAAGGAAAAACACACGCCAAAAGAGAUGCCACAGUGGGACGCAGCAGAGCCACCAUUCAGCCAAAGUCCAAAGUCUCCAGAUAUCAAACAUCUGACAUCAAAAGGUGGGCAUAGGGAUACACGCGACAACAUCAAGGGUGAGGGUGGAUUGCGACUUCUUUAGCAAAGGGAAGUUUUGUGAAGAAUAGAGACGGACAUAGUGCAGGAGGGGAAAGAAGCAGCGUAUUUGUCGGAAACACACAACUCAAAAGGAUCUUGGAUAUUGCAUCUUUCAGUAUCUGGACUACUGACAGAGAAUUUAACUCCAUUUCACCUUUGGCACCACAAGCAGUGCACAGGAGAAUAACAAAAAACGACUUUUAGAGGAGUACAACAUUCAAAAACAAAGUUUUAGAGGAGUUCAAAAUUCGUUCUCUUUCCACUGUGACCUAACCUCCUCAGCAGUGAGCACCUAAAACCUAAAAGCUGACAGGUUUAAUCUCAGCAAGGCGGGUUGUUUGUUUGUUGGGAAGCGACAUGGAAGUGGCCAGUGGAUUUGGCCGAUUGCGAUCAAGGGAGCUGUCAGUCAGCGGCAUGUCGGCUGCCCUGCUGAGCGCUUCCCUAGUGCUGCUGUCGGUGGUGGUGGGCCCUCUGUCCUCCGGGGCCAGCGGAAGCCCCAUCACGGCCCCCGAGACCCACCGGCUGGCCCCGGGGCUGGACGACGGGCGCGGGGGCAUGGUGGACCCCUCUCUCCUGGAGCAGAACAGCGAGGUGGACAUGCAGAAGCUGCUGGAGACUCUGAAGGGCCAGUUCCUGCGCACGUUCAACCUCUCAGGCCUGGGCCCUCGACACUCAGCAGGCCACCAGCAGCAAGCGGGAGCGGAGCGCACAGAGCCCCCCGAGUACAUGAUGGAGCUCUACAACCGCUUCGCAAACGACCGCACGGCUAUGCCCACGGCCAACAUCAUACGCAGCUUCAAAGACGAAGACUCCUCCCCGUGCAGCGUGGGAGCCCGAGGCGUGAGAAUCCACCCGCUGCUCUUCAACGUCUCCCUCCCCCACCACGAGAGAGUGACCGCGGCCGAGCUCCGACUCUACACCCUCGUCCAGACUGACCGCCACCUCUACGCCGGGGUCGACCGCAAGGUCACCGUGUACGAGGUGGAGCAGCGUUACCCCAGCAACAGCAGUGGUGGGGAUGCUGCGGCUGAUGCUGGUGCUGAUGCUGGUGUUGAUGGUGUUGGCGUAACCAGGGGCGACGCCCUGGAUGCGGAACCUGACGCCGGCUCGGAGGAGGAGAGGACCGUGCUGGUGGAGCUGGCUUCGCGGCAGGUGUACGGCAUGGACAACGGCUGGGAGUCCUUUGACAUGACGGCGGCCGUGCACCGCUGGCGCAAAUUCAGCCACAGCACCACCCACAGGCUGGAGGUGCACAUUGCGAGCCUGGAUGCAGGCGUGGACAACAACAGCAAUGGAGAAAAAGUGGAGGUGGAGGAGGAGGAGGAGGGGACUGCUGAAAUCGGCGCAGACGGCGAUCACAAUAGCAAAGAUGGCGACCGACGCGUCACCAGCAGCGACGGGACCAUGGACAUCGAGACGGGCCAGGAGGAGCGCCACCGGCCGCUCAUGAUCAUCUUCUCCGACGACACGAGCGGCGACCACCACCGAGCGGCAGAGCGGCGCGAGCUGAACGAGAUGCUGGGUCACGAGGCGGUGGGCGCCGCCGGUCUCCAAGACAACCUGAACGGCCUGCUGGACGAGCUCGACCAAAUGGGCCUCGACGACGGCGACGACGGCGUCGACAGCGAGACGGACGAGGAGACGCUCAUGCAGAUGCACUCCAACCUCAUCUUCGACUCGUCCUCGCGCAUCCGGCGCAACGCCAAGGGCAACCACUGCAAGAAGAACUCGCUGUACGUGGAGUUCAAGGACAUCGGCUGGGACAGCUGGAUCCUGGCGCCCACGGGCUACGAGGCGUUCGAGUGCACGGGCGUCUGCUCCUUCCCGCUCACCCCGCAUGUCAAGCCCACCAAGCACGCCAUGGUGCAGACGCUGGUGAACAUGAAGAGCCCGCAGAAGGUGGCGCCCGCCUGCUGCGUGCCCACCAAGCUGGACCCCAUCUCGCUCCUGUACCUGGACGACGCCGGGGUGGUCACCUACAAGUACAAGUUUGAGGGCAUGGUGGUGGCGGAGUGUGGAUGUCGAUAGUUGAGGGCAAAGGAAAAGUGGGACUUUGUAAGUCUUAGGAAUAGCUGUAACUGAAAAAAAAAAACAACGUAGAUGAGCAUGUACAUAACCAAAGUCACUUAGAGGAGCCAACAACAAAGCAUGAUAUAUGCGGAUUGAAGACAGAGUAGAAUGGACACCUAAGUUAAAGACAAUAUUCAGUAUUUAUAUUUUGUGUACAGUUUGAUGAGACGAUGCACAAGCGGUACUUGUGCAAUGUGUAUAUUUGGAUUUUCAAGACAGAGAUUAUUUUAUUAUGCCAUGUACAGAAAAUGUUUUUUGUUUCCUUAUUAUUUACUGAUUAAUGUGAAUGGAGCAGCAAACAAUGGUGGAACAGAGGCCUACUUUGUUCUCAGAUGACAGACUUUCUGACCUUCUGGUAAGUUUUACGGCUAGCCAGAGGUCAACAUGAGGAAUUUAGCUCCGAAACCACAUGUAACCAUAAGUCAAGCCGACUGGAGCAGGUGAAACUAAAGGUGAAAUAAAAAAGACAAACAAACUAAGAGAAAGCCCAUCAAGUCCCCGCUGUGAAUUUGGAGACCAUGUCUGGUGGUCUGCAAUGUAACAUUGUGUUCCAUGCUGUUAAUGUCAGAGGCAGGGUUUGGAGAGUGUCUUGUGUGUGUCUCCUGAAGUGGGUGUCUCGUUGGAAUGACAGCACACCAUGGGGGUGGGGGUCAAUCAUUUAACCUCUGGAGGGACAAGGCAUGUGGAGGAGAGAACUUCAGCAGGCGUGUGGUGGAUACAGACUGACUGCUUUCCUUGAGAUCCUUCACAUGGAUUAAAUGCAGACGUGGAGGGGCAAAGAAAGAGAGGGAAGGGCAAGCCAUAGUGAAACAUUGUGCAGGUGUUUGAAUUCACAGUCGAGAGUGAGUUUCGGAUGAAGUACUAUGGACCCGUUGAUGUCUCUCUAAUAGUUUGUUUUAACAAAGACUGUUUCUGGAGAGAACUUGCUUUUCUACAGUUCAACGAGAACUAUUAUGGCAUUCCUCAGGAUACACACUGAGGGUGGCUGGAGGCCAAAACGCAUCUUUGUAACCUGGAUAUGGUGUAUUCAACUUAAUAGCAAGAGAGUGCAGCCUUUUCUACUCUCUCUCUCUGAUGACAUUUAUUGGACGUGCACUCAAAGACAGCAACCACUAUCCCUGAUGGCGCCUAUGAUGGAAACUGGCAUUGCUCAACCGCCAUCAUUCACAGCAAUGCACUGUCACAAUCAACGAACCAAGGGGCACAAUGACUCUGCUCAGAGCAACCACACCAGUCACUCCUGGCUCAUUCAAGGACUGCCAUGCGUCCCUCGCCCCA
Messenger RNA from Engraulis encrasicolus (European anchovy), 3566 nucleotides. RefSeq names its product bone morphogenetic protein 10 (gene bmp10). NCBI's taxonomy places the organism in Eukaryota, Metazoa, Chordata, Actinopteri, Clupeiformes, Engraulidae. The transcript has 2 exons. Gene Ontology annotation, biological process: BMP signaling pathway. Gene Ontology annotation, cellular component: extracellular region. The record is from RefSeq and is a predicted model, not a curated record. Gene Ontology annotation, molecular function: growth factor activity; cytokine activity. The coding region runs from base 576 to 2246 and encodes 556 amino acids.